Molecule: messenger RNA, 315 nt
Organism: Rotaria sp. Silwood2
Lineage: Eukaryota; Metazoa; Rotifera; Eurotatoria; Philodinida; Philodinidae
Source: the annotation of a GenBank genome assembly
AUGGAACGUCAUCAAACUCAACAAGAUAAUAAUGACCAUCUUAGACCGAACGAUACCGAACAUGUAUGGAAUCCAUUGACUCCACCAUUAAGCAAUGGAAAUAGUCAACAGCAACAGCUAAUACAUGCUCACCAAACAGAAGAUGAAUUGGCAGAUGAAUUAUUUGAAAAAAUUCAACAACUCAUUUGUGAUUAUAUGCGACAACCUCAUCGAGACUAUUUACAUUGUCGAGUUCUUCGAUGGAGCAUCCAAGAAGAUCUCUCACGUUUGUAUAGUGCUGUAAUUGUUAUUAAUCCACCAGCGAUUCGACGUUAA